AUGUUGGGAUUGAGAUCUUCUUUUAGAAGCUCUUUGCAAACGAUAAAGGGUCAGUCGAGACUUCUGUCUUCUUCGGCCGUGUCCGCGAAGUCCACCUACAGAACCCCCGAUUUUGGUGACUACAUUAAGGAGAAGCAAGAUGCGGACAAGAGCCGUUCUUACGCUUAUUUCAUGGUUGGAUCCUUGGGUCUACUAUCGUCUGCUGGUGCCAAAUCGACCGUGGAGACGUUUAUCACGUCGAUGUCUGCUUCUGCAGACAUUUUGGCUAUGGCCAAGGUCGAGGUAAACCUUGCUGCUAUUCCAGAGGGUAAAAACGUUGUGGUCAAAUGGCAAGGUAAACCUGUUUUCAUCAGACACAGAACCGCUGCUGAAAUUGAUGAGGCCAAUAAGGUCCAAAUGUCUGCUCUUAAGGACCCACAAACCGACGCCGACAGAGUGAAGAAACCAGAGUGGUUGGUCAUGUUGGGUAUCUGCACACAUUUGGGUUGUGUGCCUAUUGGAGAGUCCGGUGAUUUCGGCGGCUGGUUCUGUCCUUGCCACGGUUCGCACUACGACAUCUCGGGUAGAAUCAGAAAGGGUCCAGCUCCUUUGAACUUGGAAAUUCCAGAAUACGAGUUCGACGACCAAAAGCUAGUUGUCGGUUAA
Messenger RNA from Lachancea lanzarotensis, 645 nucleotides. RefSeq names its product LALA0S05e01486g1_1 (gene RIP1). Gene Ontology annotation, molecular function: quinol-cytochrome-c reductase activity; 2 iron, 2 sulfur cluster binding. Gene Ontology annotation, cellular component: membrane. The record is from RefSeq and is a predicted model, not a curated record. The transcript has a single exon. Gene Ontology annotation, biological process: mitochondrial electron transport, ubiquinol to cytochrome c. Bases 1 to 645 code for a protein of 214 amino acids. Lineage: Eukaryota; Fungi; Ascomycota; Saccharomycetes; Saccharomycetales; Saccharomycetaceae.